GCUGACUUGUCUAGAAGUCGGGAGUUACCAGAUUUUAGGCUCUGUUCCCCAGUCUCCUGUCCCAUUCUCAUGUUUUCCAGUGACUUUCCUCGAUUUCAGAUAAUUUUGGGGCAAAAAUCCGCUGGCCACCAAAAUGUCUAGAGGUUGACUUGUUUUACAAAUAUUUAUUGAGUUGUUUAUGAAUUAGGGCCUUAUGGGGCCCCUACAAGAGUUCUGGGCAACGCACUCUUCGGAUCACCCAAGGAAUCGCUUGGUCUUCAGAUCAUUGGGUUUGUCUUCUACAAUGAAGGUUUUGUUACUGAAAGACCCCAAAACUAAGGAUUUGGCUUCAGAUCCCUAUGUUAAGGAAUUAUCAUCGCAUGGAUUACAAGCAACACUAAUCCCCGUGUUAUCCUUCAAAUUUGUGUCUCUGGAUCAUUUUUUUGACAAGCUUUCUCACCCAGAGAGUUACGCCGGUCUUAUAUUUACCAGCCCAAGAGCAGUAGAAGCUGUCAAAUUAUGUUUGCAAAAGCCUGCUCAUAAAGAAGCUUGGAAGGACCAUCUCUGUGCCAAGUGGAAUUCUAAGCCCGUUUAUGUGGUUGGCAAAGCUACAGCUUCUUUGGUUGAAGAAAUUGGUCUUUCGUCAGAAGGGGAAGGCUCAGGAAAUGCAGAAAAGCUUGCGGAAUGUAUCUGUUCAAAGGGAUUAUCGUAUUCCGCACCCAUUCUUUUUCCUUGUGGAUCUUUGAAAAAAGAGGUUCUUCCUAAAAAACUCCAGGAGAAAAAUGUACCUCUGGAGACCAUUACGGUUUAUCAGACUGGCCCGCAUCCCGCUAUACAAGUUUCGCUCUCGGAUUAUUUCACAAAGGAAGGUGUCCCAGCAAGUAUUGUUUUCUUUAGUCCGUCUGGGCUGAAAUAUUGUCUCUUGUUUCUUAAGGAUCUCCCUAGCGAUCAGCUUAAUCAAAUAAAGUUUGCUGCCAUUGGUCCUACAACUGCGGAAGCAAUGGCCGAAGAAGGCAUCCCAGUCUCCUGCACGGCUCAAAACCCCACUCCCCAGGACUUAGCAAUAAGAAUAAAACAAAUUGGCAUGCAAUGAAAAUGCUAAUGGGGCCUGACGGACCUUCUGCCAAGUCUUGAUGAAAGGUUAUCGAUUCCCUGACACGUCUAUGGAAAGUCUGGGCUAACUUGAAUAUGUAAAUGAUGUUUUGAUGCAAUAAAAUGCCAAUUUCAAAGGUAAAUGUUAUGGGACAUGUCACUGACGACUUAGGGGGAAUGGUUUCUUUCUUCUAUAGGCCAUAUCCCACCUGAUACUCUUAUAACCAGGCCCUAAGAGUAGGUAAGAUCUCAGCAAACAGAGACUUAGUGACGUUCAUCUGUGUUAUUAAAUCAGACUCCAGAUGUUUUAUUUCUAGUCCCAAAGGUCCUGUAGAUAUAGACAUCAAUUUUAUGGUUCCUUGGCUAAUAAUCCUAGACAUGGACACCAUUUACUUCAGCUUUGAGCUCUGAUCUUGGACCUAACAAAUCCCGUUUAGCUGAGGUUUCUCUAGGCACGGGGGGCUCCUGCAUCAUGUCCUUGCUUCCAUAUUUACUUGAGAACUCCAACGGGCCCUAAUUUAUUCAGGGUUUUACUGACAGAAACCAAACUCAGUACCUAGCAAGUUACUGAUAUGUACAAACAGUAGGGGGGUUGGAUAAAGGAAAACAAAAUAGGUUUUGCCCAGCUGCGCUAAAUGCACCUAUAUAACAAAUUGUUACAAGGGAAAUACUAUAGCCAUUUUUGCUUUCUUUAGGCAUUUUAUAAACAAUAUUUCUCUUUAAAGAGGUUGUUCGCCUUUAAAUUAACUUUUAGUAUGAUAUAGAGAGUGAUAUUCUGAUACAAUUUGCAAUUGGUUGUCAUUUUGUAUUAUUUGUGGCUUUUGAGUUAUUCAGCUUUUUAUUCAGCAGUUUGCCAGUUUCAGCAAUGUGUUUGCAAGGUCCAAAUCAACCUAGCAACCAUGCAUUGAUUUGAAUAAGAGACUGGAAUAUGAAUAGGAGAGGCCUGAAUAGAAAGAUGAGUAAUAAAAAGUAGCAAAUCUGUAUUUUUUGGGUAUGAAAACUCUGAAUCCGAAAACCCGGCAUUUCAAAGCUCUUGGGGUCCUGUAUCAGUCAACGGUGAAGGACCCAAUGUCUGAACUGCUGUCAGUACCGAUAUCCGAUUUUGGGGAUUUUGGCCUGAAAAAUUAGUGUUUUUUGCGGAAAAGCCCAAAAACUUCUGAAUUUUCAGGCAAAGGUCCGAAGUUUGCCCGAACCUAUUUUUUUGAAUGAUAAAUAAGGUCCAAUCGGGAAUACUGAGAUAAAUUCGGAGCUUGAUAAAUAACCCCCUAAGUGUGUCUGCCUCAAGCCUUUCCGAUUUCAAUGAUCUCUUUUAGGUUUAGGUCUAGAUAUUUCUUGUAGUCACAUCAAACCAUGGUGUUAUGGCAAAAGGGCAGGCUAUAUAUGCAGAGAUGGUCUUUGAUGUCCAUCCUUUUCAUCAUGCCAUUUAAAUCAAGCCAAUAAAGUACAUCUUUGUUCCAUGGUACGAGUCUGCAGCUGAUAUAUUUUAGAUUACAUUCAAUACCAAGAGCUGAUCUACUGGAGAUAUGGAGACAAUAUUCCAGUGUAUAAACAAACAAUGUAUUAUAUAUAUUCUGUGUUGUCAAACCAAGGUGUUCAGUUCAACUCUUCUCUAUCUGAUCCUAAAAUAGGAGUAGAACCACAAUGUCCUAGAAAAAUCACAAAUCUGUCCAAAAGACUAAUCUUCAACCAUCGUCUAGAAUCCAGCACUUAUGAGUUGGAAUGAAAUGUAUUGCUUUGUGAUGACCAAUGGAAAUAAAUGAAGAGCUAUUAUGA
Xenopus laevis (African clawed frog) is the source of this 2844-nucleotide messenger RNA. RefSeq names its product uroporphyrinogen III synthase L homeolog (gene uros.L). The record is from RefSeq and is a predicted model, not a curated record. Lineage: Eukaryota; Metazoa; Chordata; Amphibia; Anura; Pipidae. The transcript is spliced from 10 exons. Bases 194 to 1072 code for a protein of 292 amino acids. Gene Ontology annotation, cellular component: cytosol. Gene Ontology annotation, molecular function: uroporphyrinogen-III synthase activity. Gene Ontology annotation, biological process: uroporphyrinogen III biosynthetic process; tetrapyrrole biosynthetic process; heme B biosynthetic process.